CGACGGUGCAGUCGGACGGCUCCGCCUGCGUCAAAAUCGAGCCCCCAACCUGGUGCAAGCCCAGAACGGACUUGGAAGCCAGUUCAUCUGACAGUUCAGAUUGUACGGUUGUUGCGGUCGCACUGAUCCGUUCGUCGUUUACACGGAACGUGUUAUGAAUUAAAUCGGACGCAAAGAUGCAAAGUAUCAUUGUAGGCGGCAUUGAAGGAGGUGCCACCCAUUCCAAUGCCGUUUUGCUAAACGAAUCCGGAGCGAUCAUCGCCAAAUCGGUGGGACCCGGCACAAAUCACCAUCUGAUAGGGAUGGAGGAGUGCAGGAGACGGAUAGAUGAUAUGAUUAACGAAGCAAAGACGAAAGCCGGCCUUUCGUUGGACACACCAAUAGAUGCUUUGGGUUUAAGUUUAAGUGGUUGUGAACAAGAGGAGUCCAAUAACAUAAUAGUUGAGGGUUUGAGAUGCCGGUACCCGAAUCUAAGCAAAAAGUAUGUGAUAGCCAGUGAUACAGAUGGAUCGGUGGCAGCCGUUUCGAACAAGGGGGGUGUGGUGUGUAUAGCCGGUACCGGAUCCAAUACACUGCUCAUCAACCCCGAUGGUACCAAAGUGCAGUGCGGUGGAUGGGGCUACUUACUCGGCGACGAAGGAAGCGCGUGGAAAAUCGUCCAGAGAGCCAUCAAAUACUGCUUCGACGAUCUCGACAACUUCGCAAAGAGCCCCCAUCCAAUCGACCGGACAUGGAGGGAAAUCCAGGAGUAUUUUAAGAUAAAAACGCAGGCGGAUCUCCUGGGCACGUUCUACGGAUCGUUCGACAAGGCGUUCAUCUCCAAGUUGUGCAAGCAACUUUCCGAAGUGGCCAACGAAGGCGACAGUUUAGCCAGGCACAUUUUCGAAGAGGCAGGCACGGAUUUGGCUAAGAGUAUUUCCUCCGUAAUAUGCAAAGCAUCGCCGGAAUUGACCGAGAAGGAGGACGGUAUCCAGAUAAACUGCGUAGGAUCGGUUUGGUUAAGUUGGAGGCUGCUCAAGAAAGGGUUCAUCGAAUACCUCAACACGAACUCCGACGUGCAAAAGUUGUCGUUGAUUAAGCUGACGACGUCUUCUUCGGUUGGUGCAGCACUGAUGGCUUCGGACAAACUGGACAUACCGGUUGCGAGGGACUAUUCUAAGAACUAUGAAGUGUUUUUCAAAUACACCAAAGGAAUGAGUUUAAAUUGUAGCUAGGAUUUUAAAAAAUUGACGUUAUUUCUGUCUACUUAGAGUUUAUCGAUGGGUUUAAUCGAUGAUUGUGCAUUCUAUCUACUCAAUAUAUUAUUUAUUGUACAAUUUAAUAGGUAAUGUUUGUAAGACAUCAUGUAGAUGUUACGUUCCUAUAUAUACAUAUUAUAUAUUUUUUGUAAUAUGUAGUUCAUUUGAGAACAUUAUUGUUAUGACAUGAUAUAAGAAAGUAUAUAUAAAAAUUGAUAUUUUUAUAAGAAAUAUAUUUUAAUAUUUUUAA
This is a messenger RNA of Aethina tumida (small hive beetle), 1488 nucleotides long. RefSeq names its product N-acetyl-D-glucosamine kinase. Lineage: Eukaryota; Metazoa; Arthropoda; Insecta; Coleoptera; Nitidulidae. The record is from RefSeq and is a predicted model, not a curated record. Gene Ontology annotation, molecular function: N-acetylglucosamine kinase activity. The coding region runs from base 177 to 1214 and encodes 345 amino acids. The transcript is spliced from 4 exons.